This is a messenger RNA of Periophthalmus magnuspinnatus, 1174 nucleotides long. RefSeq lists its product as uncharacterized. The record is from RefSeq and is a predicted model, not a curated record. Bases 37 to 1032 code for a protein of 331 amino acids. NCBI's taxonomy places the organism in Eukaryota, Metazoa, Chordata, Actinopteri, Gobiiformes, Gobiidae. The transcript has a single exon.
CCAUGCAACAACACUUCUUCUAAGACAAAACCUACCAUGGCUUAUCUUAUCAUCUUGGUUAUUUUACCUGCUUUUUUGGACAUCUCUGCCGCAAAAAGAGAGACUUGCGAAUUACAGGCUGCCAUUGGGAUACGGAUAACCAUCUGUCCAUUUGUCUACGAAAAACUUACCAACACUGAAAAACUGGUAUGGCUGCACAAUGGCACUGUUAUUUACCAACAGGACAAAGGUAAAGUGUCUGUGGGCAAACCAGAAGACAUCACAUCCAGUGGAUCUCUGGUGUUGACCAACCCAAAAUUCACAAGUGCAGGAAAAUACCAAGCUGAAGUCUACAACAUGACUGGUGCUCAGAUGAAAUCAUGGAGUAGUUUUCUAUGUGUGAUGGAAAAAGUACCCAAGCCUACAGUGAGUUAUAGCUGUGACAAGAAAUCUGUUAUCUUCAGUUGUAACACAGGCAAAGCUCAAGAUGUGCGCUAUUCCUGGACAAUGGAUGAGAAGAUGUUAACAGGAGAGACAAGAUCGACUCUUACAAUAUCUUUGAGCAAACUUAAAUCUGUGAACAGUUUUACCUGUACUGUGUUCAACCAGGUCAGCAAUGAGAUAAGUGACAAUGUAAAUCCUGUCUGUGCAAGUAAAUCACCUUCAACACAAAAUCUGAUGUGUUUUCAACAAAAAACUGUCAUGGCGGUGCUAGCAGGAGCAGCAGGUAUCGUCAUAAUUUUGGUCAUCGUUAUCAUUGCGUUAUGUUUCUGCCGGCGACAAAACAAAACGCCCAAGCGUAAGGAGAAAGAGGAGCCCAGAAUGCUGUCUUUAACCAGGAGAGAGCCAGAAGCGGAUUAUGAAACGAUGCAUGCGCCGCAGACUUCUCAAGAACCAAGUCCAAAGGCUUCUCCAAAAGCAGAGCACAGCAAAACCAUAAAUGAAGUCGAAGCAGUAGGUGAUUCUCUGCAGCUAGCUGUGCCAAAACAAGGACAUGACCCCUCCCCUGUGCCCAAACCAAGGACCAAGAGACCCAACACACCAGACAUCUGAAAGAUACAUAGAAACUGGGUCCUCCCUAUGUUCCCUGGAAACAUAGGUACUUUUUGAUGGUGGAGCAAUCUAUGUAGUUUAUAUCUCAAAUGGAUUAUGGCAAGUGUUAGAACAGGUAGAAUGGUUAAGUUAAGGAUGGGUA